This is a messenger RNA of Laetiporus sulphureus 93-53, 1603 nucleotides long. RefSeq names its product Brix-domain-containing protein. Gene Ontology annotation, biological process: maturation of 5.8S rRNA; maturation of LSU-rRNA. The coding region runs from base 95 to 1312 and encodes 405 amino acids. NCBI's taxonomy places the organism in Eukaryota, Fungi, Basidiomycota, Agaricomycetes, Polyporales, Laetiporaceae. The transcript has 6 exons. Gene Ontology annotation, cellular component: nucleolus; preribosome, large subunit precursor. The record is from RefSeq and is a predicted model, not a curated record. Gene Ontology annotation, molecular function: rRNA primary transcript binding.
UCGCUGCGGAAGUUGCUCUACGUAGGUACAACUGCAAGUGUUUCGCUCAUCUGAAUCUCGCCAAUCAUUCCCUGAAGAAGGAUAGAAGCUCAGCAUGCCAGCAAAUCGAUUUGAACCGUCCUCUAUCAAAAACAAGGUGAAGCGGGAAGAGGUUGCGCGGAGACACAAGAAGCAAAAGAGACAGGACAAACUUCAGCGCAGACUUGCGUUGGCCAAGGCCGAGGCGAACGAUCCGGUGGCGAAGAAGAGACGACGAGAGCAGAAUGUUCCUCGGACGCUGGACAACACCCGUGAAUUCGACCCUUCCAUCCUGACGGCGGACCCCUCUGCAUCUACUUCAGCUGCAAUUCAACCCGAGGCCUCCACAUCGUCUGUUCCUGCGGAGCACGGUCAAGCGCAUCCUCCAGAACAGCAGCCGCAAGACGAAUCGGCUGCCGACCUCGCCAACGACCCCUUCGCGGCGUACUUCUCUGGUGCCGCCGAUCCAAGCGUGCCGCCCAAAGUUCUGAUCACAACGUCACCAAAAGCUACCCGAGUCACGUACGAUUUCUGCAAUGAGCUUGUGAACGUGUUUCCCGGUGCGGAGUUCAUCCGCCGUAAAAAGGGCAAGGGCUUCGAGAUGGGCAGGAUCGCGGGCUGGGCUGCAAAUCGGGAGUACAGCCAUCUCAUGGUUGUAAAUGAGGACAUGAAGAAACCAAAUGCUAUCACAGUAGUAUAUCUACCUGAGGGACCCACAGCCUACUUCAAAUUGACAUCUAUCGAGAUGCCGAAGAAGAUUCAUGGACACGCCCGGCCGACCGAUCACUUCCCAGAACUUGUUCUGAAUGGUUUUGUCACCCGUCUCGGGCAUACCGUCGGGCGUCUUUUCCAAACACUCUUCCCUCCCAUGCCCGAGUUCCAAGGCAGACAGGUCGUUACACUGCACAAUCAGCGAGAUUUCUUGUUCUUCCGACGGCACCGAUACGCGUUCCGAUCGACGGAGAAAGUCGCUCUACAAGAAAUCGGCCCGCGCUUUACUCUCAAGCUGCGUUCUCUACGCAAGGGCCUUCCCGCUGUGAAGAACCUGGGUGAGCCGAGCAAGCCGCUCGAGUUUGACACGUUCCAAGAGGAGAGCACUUCUGCGGAGGAUGUGCAUAUGGCCGAUGUCGAGGGAACAGCGGAGGCACAAGCACAGGAGGGGUCAGACUCGCAGGAUGGACAGCCAUCACAACAGCAGAAAAACCCGAAGAAGGUGCUGCCUCCGACCGAGGACGAGUACCAAUGGAUAUGGAAGCCGGAGUUGGAGACUACGAGGCGCACGUUUUUCCUGUGACCGGACUCUUUUGCCUUGGCACCAACUCAACCAUAUUCGGCUGAUGAUGUCUGUAGCACCAGGUCUUCUCUGCUUCAUUCUGUACUGUUCUGCGUUCUCUGUCGUCGGUGGUCUGGAAACGUUGAUUGCCUGCCGCACAGGAUGCUGUCCUUGAGUCAACAAUCAUCUUGCUUGGUACAGUGCAUCUUUAACCUCAACACUUCACCAUGAUAGAGCUACAAUGUUUUUGCUGGAAUGGGAAUUGCGAGUCCGGUCGCAGACGUCUCCUGUAAAAAUUUGAAAGUUAACAUC